AAUAUUAGUUUGAAGAAUAAGAAAGAAAGACUGAGGGGGGAGAAGGAGAAGAAGAAACCUUUCAUUUCCUGUCCGUACAAACUACCGACCAAAGCCUCCCGCGCUUCUUACGCUAAUCAAAACGACGUGCAACCUCGUCUCUCUCUCUUUCUCUCUCUUUUUCUCUCUCCUCCAUCUUCUCCUUUCCAGGUCCGAUCAGCAGUUUUGGUUAAUGUCUGAUGAGACUUUCUUCUUGUUCAUCAUCAUCAUCUCUUCAUAAAACAAAUGUACGAACGCCUGGGAGAUGACGAUAAGGAAGCGCUGGCGGCUCUCCCUGCCACACCGACGCCGCCUCGUAAAUCUCAAUCAUACAGCCAACAGCUUCGUUCCAAUACAACCGGUUUUUGCAAGAAGCAUAAUCAGCUUCGAAACCUUAGUCUCGACGAGGAGCGGAUCCCACGCGGAGUUAACCAGUUUUGCGAGAUUUGUGAUUUGCCUUAUUCAAACCCCGGGGCGAUUGAUCCAUCAACCACCAAAGGUGGAAGCAAUCGGUACGAGUAUCGUUUCCAACAGGUAGGAAGUGAGGCCGGCGUCGAAGAUGAACCGCCGUUUCCGGAAUAUGUCGCCAGCGGAACCGGGAUCUUCAGCGUCCCCACUAGGGCAGUCCUGCAUCCGGCGCGUCCUCCGUACCUUGAGCUGAGGCCACAUCCGUUAAGGGAGACUCAGCUAGGGAAGUUUUUGAGGACGAUUGUCUGUACGGAGAGUCAACUUUGGGCAGGACAGGAAUCAGGUGUCAGAGUCUGGAACUUGUCAGAUGCGCAUGAGCCUGGAAUCGGCAUGGAUGGACGAGCUCGCAGAGGAGACGAAGACGCUGCCCCUUUUUACGAGUCAACCAGCACUUCGCCCACUAUGUGUUUGAUAAUCGACUCUAGUAGUAAAUUGAUUUGGUCUGGUCACAAGGAUGGAAAGAUCAGAUCAUGGAAGAUGGAUCAAACGAUGGAUGAUAAUCCUUUCCAAGAGGGUCUAUCCUGGCAGGCUCAUCGCGGUCCUAUACUUUGCAUGGCCAUCAGUUCUCAUGGUGAGAUAUGGUCAGGUUCUGAAGGUGGUGUCAUAAAGAUUUGGCCAUGGGAUAUCAUCGGAAUCUCGCUUAGUUAUCCUCCGGAGGAGAGGCACUUGGCUGCUUCACAAAUGGAGAAAUCUUUCAUCGACCUAAAGAGUCAAGUUACUGUUAAUGGUGUGUGCAAUAUAUCUUCAUCAGAUGUUAAAUCUUUGCUAGCCGAUAAUGCUAGAGCUAAAGUUUGGGCAGCCGGGGCUUUAUCAUUCUCCUUAUGGGAUGCUCGCACUAGAGAGCUUCUAAAAGUAUAUAAUAUCGACGGUGAAAACAGAGUCGAUAUGCCCUCACCGACUCAAGAGCAACCAGUUGCUGAGGAUGAUUUGAAUGUGAAGUUUGUUUCGAAAUCCAAAAAGGAGAAAUCCCAAGGAGGUUUCCUGCAGCGUUCACGAAACGCAAUUAUGGGUGCUGCUGGUGCUGUACGACGAGUAACAACAAAAGGUGCAGUUGUUGAAGAUAGUAAAAAAACAGAAGCUUUAAUUCUAACUGCAGAUGGGAUGAUUUGGAGUGGAUGUGCAAAUGGCUUACUUAUACAGUGGGAUGGAACUGGAAACCGGUUGCAGGAUUUCCAUCAUCAUCGUUGUGCUGUUCAAUGCUUCUGCACUUUAGGGACACGAAUCUGGGUCGGUUAUAUCAGCGGUGUUAUCCAAUUGCUGGAUCUAGAUGGAAAUCUGAUUUCGGGUUGGGUUGCUCAUAAUGGUCCUGUUUUAAAACUAGCAGUUGGGUGUAGUUUUGUUUUCAGUUUGGCUAAUCAUGGUGGUAUACGUGGAUGGAAUAUCUUUUCGCCUGGACCACAUGAUAAGAUAAUGCGAUCUGAAAUUGCAAGAAUGGAACAUUUGUACACAAGGCGAGAAAAUAUAAGGAUUUUGAUUGGUACUUGGAAUGUUGGUCAAGGAAGAGCCUCUCAUGACGCCCUAAUUGCUUGGUUAGGUUCUGCGGUAACUGAUGUAGACAUUGUGGUUGUUGGUUGUCAAGAAGUUGAAAUGGGUGCAGGUUUUCUUGCAAUGUCUGCAGCUAGAGAAACUGUAGGACUUGAGGGGAGUUCAAUUGGACAAUGGUGGCAGGAUGCAAUAGGGAAAGCCUUGAAUGAAGGAACAACUUUUGAACGUGUAGGUUCAAGACAGCUAGCAGGACUGCUCAUUGCUAUAUGGGUAAGAAAGACCUUGAGACCUCAUGUUGGUGAUCUUGAUGUAGCCGCGGUUGCUUGUGGCUUAGGACGGGCAAUAGGCAAUAAGGGAGGUGUAGGUUUAAGGUUGAGAGUAUUUGAUCGUAUAAUGUGCUUUGUAAACUGUCACCUGGCUGCACAUUUGGAAGCAGUCAAUCGCCGGAAUGCUGAUUACGAUCAUAUAUAUCGAACCAUGGUCUUCUCCAAAUCCAACUUCAUUAACACAGCUGCUGCUGGCGUUUCAACGAGUUCUCAAACGACACGAAUCACAAAUGCACUGGGUAAUGCUCCAGAAGAGGCGAGACCAAAUUUGGCUGAAGCAGAUCUGGUCAUAUUUUUGGGUGAUUUUAAUUAUCGACUUUUUGGUAUAUCUUAUGAUGAGGCGAGAGACCUUGUUUCUCAGAGAAGCUUUGAUUGGCUUCGAGAGAAAGAUCAACUGAGAGUCGAAAUGGCAGCUGGCAAAGUUUUCCAAGGGAUGCACGAGGCUCAUGUUACAUUCCCACCAACUUACAAGUUCGAAAAAGGAAAACCGGGCUUAGGAGGAUAUGAUUCUGGAGAGAAGAAACGAAUACCUGCAUGGUGUGACAGGAUACUAUAUCGCGACAAUCGACCUUCUUCAACAGCAGAAUGCAGUUUAGAAUGCCCUGUCGUCGUUUCAAUAUUACAGUAUGAAGCUUGCAUGGAAGUAUUGGAGAGCGAUCACAAACCGGUUAGGUGCAAACUAAACGUUGAAAUUGCACAUGCCGAUAGAUCGGUUAGGAGACAAGAAAUGGGGAACAUCGCCAAACACAAUAAAGAUAUCAGUUUGUUACAUGAACAAUUUCAUUCCGUUUCAGAUACAGCUAUGAGCCAUGGCAACAUCGACCUUAGAAACCAAGAAGCCUUUACUUUAACGAUCACAAACAAGAGUGGGACCGACAAUGCCUCUUUCCAAAUUACGUGUCAAGGUCAGUUGAUCGUCGAGGAGAAAGAAAAAGAGAAAACGCCAAAUUAUCACCCUAGGGGUUCGUUUGGUUUUCCCCGCUGGCUUCAGAUCGUGCCUGCAGCUGGUAUGCUGAAACCGGGGCAAGUAAUGGAUAUAUUGGUGACUCACGAGGAAUCGAAAGAAGAGGAAGUUGAUGGAGUUCCAUCGAGUUGGUGGUCAGAAGACACAAGAGACAAAGAAUUGAUCUUGUUGGUGAAUGUUCGAGGAAACUGCUCGAGUGAAACAAAAUGUCAUAGGAUUAGCUUGUGUCACACUUUUUCGCCAACAAAACCGGUUCGAACUGGUUCCAGAAAUAGCAGCGGCAGCAGAAGAGGCCAAGGAGGAGGAGGAAGUACUCACCGUCGGUCUUCAGUUAAACGAGCUGGCAGCACCAACACCACCCCCGACAUUGACAGCGACCUCCAAAACAUUCAGAGUCCAUGAAAUAGAAGAACCAGUUUGUAUAUACUCGAGAUUUUGUGGCUCAACAGCCAGCAGUUAUGCCUGCUAUUAUUUUAUUCCAUUGAUUUCUUGUUC
This is a messenger RNA of Impatiens glandulifera, 3756 nucleotides long. RefSeq names its product type I inositol polyphosphate 5-phosphatase 12-like. Lineage: Eukaryota; Viridiplantae; Streptophyta; Magnoliopsida; Ericales; Balsaminaceae. Gene Ontology annotation, biological process: phosphatidylinositol dephosphorylation. Gene Ontology annotation, molecular function: protein binding; phosphatase activity. The coding region runs from base 265 to 3663 and encodes 1132 amino acids. The transcript has 11 exons. The record is from RefSeq and is a predicted model, not a curated record.